Phialemonium atrogriseum is the source of this 1878-nucleotide messenger RNA. Its product is annotated as beta-lactamase-like protein. NCBI's taxonomy places the organism in Eukaryota, Fungi, Ascomycota, Sordariomycetes, Cephalothecales, Cephalothecaceae. Gene Ontology annotation, biological process: double-strand break repair via nonhomologous end joining; interstrand cross-link repair. Bases 1 to 1878 code for a protein of 625 amino acids. Gene Ontology annotation, molecular function: 5'-3' DNA exonuclease activity; damaged DNA binding. The record is from RefSeq and is a predicted model, not a curated record. The transcript has 10 exons.
AUGUCAACCUUCGACGGCCUUGUGGCCGAGUUUCCCAAUAUCAGAGUGGACUUUUUCCGCCGCAGCCCUGGCCGAACGUCCCCUCUGGCCUGCUUCCUUUCUCAUAUCCAUAGCGACCACUUGGCUGGGUUGGAAAGCCUACGCUCGCCAUUCGUCUACUGCUCGGCGGCGACGAGAGAACUGCUGCUCCGCCUUGAGCGGUUUCCAUGCCGCAUCAAUUAUGCUAAAGGGAUUCUCGAGGCACGGAUCCAGACGUACAAACACCUUAAGAACUUGCUUAAACCUAUUCCUCUAGAGACACCGACCACCCUGGAGCUUGAACCGGGCAACCACAUCCAGGUUACCCUCUUCAACGCCAACCAUUGCCCAGGGGCGGUCAUGUUCUUAUUUGAGGCGCAAGGGAAAGCCGUACUCUACACCGGGGAUAUCCGUAGCGAGCCGUGGUUUGUCAAUGCCCUCAUGAGGAGCCCGUCUCUGGUGGAGUAUGCAUGCGGUUCCAAAUCGCUAGACACAAUCUACCUCGACACUUCCUUCAUUGAAGAUGUUGACUUUCAGACCAAAGCAGAAGGCAUUCAGGAGCUGCUGCAAAAGGUGGCAAAAUACCCUCCCGAAACAGUCUUUCAUUUCCAGGCUUGGACAUAUGGCUAUGAGGACGUCUGGGUGGCUCUCUCAAAGUCACUGGGCUCAAAGAUCCAUGUCGACGAGUACAAGAUGCGAGUCUACAACUCCCUCGUAAGCAAGGAUACGAGUAACAGAUAUGGGGCGGAAUUCCACCUAGCCCCUGAAGCCCCAGGACUGGUUGGAUUCAUGUGUGGAAACACACGGCAUGAAGGAUGCCUGACGACGGAUGAAAACGUGCGCUUACACAGCUGCGAAAAGGGCAACUAUUGUUCAACUGUCCAGAACGCGCCAGUUGUUUGGAUCCAGCCAAUCAUUACGCACCUGCCCAAUGGUCAAGAUGUUGCCGAAAUGGGUAUCGGUGGCGGAGGUGACGAUCUCGAGCGGGACGCCGAGCUGGACUCCUUGUCUCCCCAAGAAAUCCAGCAUCUGCUUCAAGUAAUCUGCGACAUUGACGAUAUACCGGACGAACUGAAGGAGAACAUUCGGGCUUUCUUGCUGAACGUUGUUGCCAGUGGCCGCAACAUCUCGCUUGACCUUGAGAUGUCUUCGUUUGGAGACCAGAACGAGGCCAUGCUUGAGGCGGCCAUUCAAGCCAUUGCUAAGAAAUCACAACUGGGGCGUGGGCCACCCCGCCCCAGGCCGGGGAACGACCCAGCAUCUCUGCCCAGAUUAAUCACUUUCCCCUAUUCCCGACAUUCAUCUUACCCAGAGCUUUGCCUUUUGGUCGGGGCUUUUAAACCGAAAGACGUAUGGCCCUGCACCGUCAGGCCGCAAGAAUGGGCCAUGAAUAGCAUUUCGAUUAAGAAACUCUUUGGAGGAUAUUGCUCAGGUACUAUAUUCAGACACGACCUUUUUAUGGAAUCCCUUAUCGAUGCUGGCCGUCCUAGCCAGAAGGAUGUCGACAGUCAAGCAACCGAUAGCUCGAUGGGAAUUCCCCUCGCGGAGCCCCUUCCAUUGAACCAAGCAACGGCGAGUACGGGCGCCGAGCUCCUCAGUGCCACAGAGUUGGCGACGGGGGUCGUUUUGGAUCAGAAUGCGGGCUCCAAUGCGCUCCGAACUCCGCGGGAGCGAUUGCUUGAGAGGGUUCAACAACCGGCGGACGAUGGCUCUGCCAUCUCGCAAAGUGCGUGCGAAAUGAGAGCCGAGGCGUUUCGAUCAAUGAUAGGAAACGUCGGGGGCCAGGAGUGGCGACAUAUCGGGCUUAUCUCCGUGUCUGACAACCACACAUCCCUAGAAGACGAACUCGGAGAGCGGUGA